This is a messenger RNA of Lingula anatina, 2587 nucleotides long. RefSeq lists its product as uncharacterized. The record is from RefSeq and is a predicted model, not a curated record. Lineage: Eukaryota; Metazoa; Brachiopoda; Lingulata; Lingulida; Lingulidae.
UAUGAACAAAAGAAAAGAGAAAAGAUAAACUUCCUGAAAGUAGAAAAGCAACUGAUUGAAAUGGAACAAGAAAUAAAAAGAACACUUUCAGUUGGCAAUGCAGAUAUAGAUAAAUGCAUAGCUGUGAUGGAGGAAUUAAAUAACAUGACUAUUGAGCCUGUCAUGCUACAGAAAAAUCCAGCAAUUUUGAAAACUAUUAAGAUGUGUCGGAGAUACAAAGGUGAUUCCAGAGUUCAGAAGAAGUCGGAACUGAUUUAUAAUAGAUUCAAAACAAUGUUUAUGGUUGGAGAAGGAGAAAAUUUUUCAGAGGUUUUCAGAAAGGCUAAAGACAAAUAUCAAAAAGAACAAAAGGAGAGAGAUGCUAAAGAAAAACAAGAAAGAGAAAAUAAAGAAAAUUUCGACAAAGAUAAAGAAAGUCCAGUUGAAAACAAGGAAGACCAGCCAGAUUUACCAUUAACAGAAAGUGUCUCAACUGAGGUCCCUCAGCAACAACAGGAGGAACAACAGCAACAGGAGAACAAAAAUGACAAUAAAAUGGAAGUUACCGACAACAUGCAACAAAGUAUCCCUGACACUCCAUUGCAUUCACUAAGUGCUUUAGAAAGUAAAAACUCUCAGAGUGAAACAAUAAAGGAAUUCAAAACUCAAGAUUCAGAGAGUAAGACAGUGAUUCCUGGCCUUGGGGGAACAGAUGAAACAGAUUCCAAAAUGGACACAACAGAAAGCCCUAAAGACACAGGGCCUACAAAACCAUUGGAAUCAGAUUCCAAUAAAAUUGCAACUCAGAAUGGGUUAGAACUUGAAUCCAUGGAUGUAGAUCUUACUGCCAGCAUUUUGAAAAGUGUAGAGAAAGAAUCACAAUCUUCGGUGAUGGAAUCGAGUAACUUUGGAUUUUCCCUCCAGCCUAUGCCUGGUCUUUCAUUAGGGCGGCCUGCUACGGAGAAACCAACAGAACAGAGCCGUUCACAGCUUGCUCCCUUGGAUGAGAGGCUAAAACUGUUCUCUACGGAAGUAGAUGCUGUCAAAUUUGAUGAUGAACCUGAAACACCUCCUGAACACCGGGACCUUGAAGCUCGCAUUGCACAAAUUAUCAAAAAUACUGAAGAUGGUGGAGAUGCAGCAGCUACCAGCACUGCUCCUAAGUAUGAAGCACCAGCACCAGUGGCACCCCAACCCGCGCCAGUAGUCCCCAAAGCAGUGGCGCCACCACCCAUUAAACAAACAGUGGCAACAGAAAGUGAAGAUGACCCUCCCAUAGAUGAUGACGAACUAUAUCAAAUGCUCGGAAUAUGACAUGUGUAUAUUUAAAUUGAAUUUCAUUGAGAUUAAUGGCACAUAUUUAAUACAUAAAAUUCUUAAGACAUAAGGCUGUGUACAUUUUAGUACUUGCUGAAAGUUGUUUUUGUCCAACAGACAGUGGAUGAUAGAAAAUCUGAAAGACAAAGCUUCUAAACGCUGAACAGUAAUGUUGCGCAGAAUUGCCAUGUAUGUCAUUUGAUGCCUUUAUUACCUGUCUGUAUUGGGGGUUAAUGUAACAUGUAGUCUUAGAUUUAGUUUCGUGAUUGUUUCCUGUCUGGCUAGUUUGCCACUAAUGAUACUUGUGUUCAUUCUUCAAUUGGUCUCAUCUUGAAUCUUUACCCUGAUUAUCAUUAAAUAUAUCACUGCUUACAAGCUUGACUGUAAUAGUUAGACAAAUCUUAAAUGCUGGUGCGUAAGGGACGGACUUGGCGCUCAAUAUCGAUUUUUUGAUGAAAAUUUUAAUUCAAAUCAACCAGGAGGGUCUUUAUUUUCUCGCAUGCUUAUUAUUGUAUUCAGUUCAGUAGGAAACUUCAAUGAGCCUUGGAAUAAAAAUAAUUGUACAUACUUGCUUCUAAUUUGUGAAGUGCACAAUAUGAAACCAAUUAUACUGUGUAGAAUUCGAUUAAAAAGAGAAUUUUAGUUUUGUAUAAAUCAGUUAACUAGAUCGAUACAAAUCAAAUAAGCUUGUAUGCAAAUGACAGUUAAGUAGCACUUCUCAAAAUGUAUACUGUGUAAGCAUGUAAAUUGUUAGCAUGGUAUAGAUAAAACAGUUGUAUUAAUCAAUUGGCAUUUUCAAUAAUAAAUGCCCAUGAGAAAUUCUCUGAAUCCAGCUGUUUUGGUCAAUUCAGAUUGUUGAAAGCUCUCUCUAAUGCUAUAGAAAACUGCGUAUUUUCAUGACUUCAACAAAUGGAAAAAAACUAGGAAUAAUACAAAAUGUAAGACAAUACCAGACGAUACUUUAUUUACACGGUAUUACAUUUUACAUUAAUAAUGCAUCCCAAGGUUACCUUGGAGAUUUUAGAAAGCAGUGAGGAAAAUACAACCUUGCCAUAUGUAUGAUGCUGGAAACAAACUUGAUACUAUACUUUGUGUGCAUAGUAUCCAAAACAAUCCAAAUGCAUAUUGAAAAGCAUAUAAUUGCAUAACACAAUAUAUAAUUUCAAUUACUUUUUCUCCAUUUAGAGUAUUUUUGAUUUUAUCCUAAUACAUUUAGAUAUGAUAAACAACUAUGCCAAGACAAAGUUUUAAAUGAAUUUUCAUGUUCUAUUUUUAUAAUUAAAAAAAAAAA